Ceutorhynchus assimilis (cabbage seed weevil) is the source of this 779-nucleotide messenger RNA. The record is from the annotation of a GenBank genome assembly. NCBI's taxonomy places the organism in Eukaryota, Metazoa, Arthropoda, Insecta, Coleoptera, Curculionidae.
CCUUGCAUGUGUUUGUAAAUAUUCAGGCACGUUGUCGUUGUUGUGAUUUUUUGUGUACAGUUUUAUCAAGUUUUUUCGCGAAAUUUUGCCUUAAAAAUAGUGUCUUUAUAAAAAUAAUGGAUUUUCAAGAAAUGGCAGUCAUCGACGAGAACGCUGCGUCAGAGGGACCACAACGUAGGGAGUCAGGCAAGAGAGGACGUAAGCCGGGGCGCAAAUCCGCUGACAAAGUUGACAUGAAAGCGAAACUAGAACGCAGUCGUCAAAGCGCCAGAGAAUGUAGAGCCCGCAAGAAGCUAAGAUACCAAUACCUUGAAGAGCUUGUGGCCGAUAGAGAAAAAGCCGUUUUUGCACUCAGAAAAGAACUUGAAAAAUACGUUCAACUUUCUCGGGAUAUUGACGAGGGAAAGAUACCUGAAGGCAUUCAUGAACUAUUGCAAGAUACAUCAAAUUUGCACCUCAAACAAGAACCUUAAAUUACCCUUUUCAAGAUUGUGAUAUUUUAUAAAAAUUGUUAAUUCUGUCUAUUGUAUGCUUUUUUAAAAAUUUUACUUUUAUUCCUUUUUUUUCUCAUAUUAAGUUUUAUUGUAAUUUUGUUAUUGUUAUCUUAUUCUUAUAUUAUAUUUUACACGCGAUUUUACGAUUCUAUAAGUACUUAUUUUAAAAAAAAUAAUUUUGUGGAUUUAAUAUUUUAAAUUGACAGCUAGUUUUAUCUUUUAAAAACUUAUAUUUUGUGUAUUGUAAAUUUAUGCGAAAACAUAUAUGUAUUUUCAAACCAACCA